Pipistrellus kuhlii (Kuhl's pipistrelle) is the source of this 1549-nucleotide messenger RNA. RefSeq names its product defensin beta 125 (gene DEFB125). The record is from RefSeq and is a predicted model, not a curated record. NCBI's taxonomy places the organism in Eukaryota, Metazoa, Chordata, Mammalia, Chiroptera, Vespertilionidae. Gene Ontology annotation, molecular function: calmodulin binding; microtubule binding. Gene Ontology annotation, cellular component: microtubule; extracellular region. Gene Ontology annotation, biological process: microtubule cytoskeleton organization; innate immune response. The transcript has 2 exons. The coding region runs from base 821 to 1549 and encodes 242 amino acids.
CUAAUAUGUAGAUUUAACUUCAUUGCUGUCAUAAUCCUAGCAAGAUCUUUUGUACAAAUAUACAAGAUCAUCCUACAAUUUUUAUUGAAAGACAAGGCUACAACAAUUCUUAAAAAGAAUAAAGCAGUGAAAAUCGCUACACUGUCUCAAGACAUAUUAUGCAGCUAUAGUAAUCAACAGUAUGUGAUACUGACAGAGAAUAGACACAUAAUCAAUGAAACAGAAUAGAAAACCAAGUAUAGCCAAAUAAUUUUUGACAAAUGUGCCAAAGUAAUUCAAUGGAGGAAGAAUAGUACUUUCAACAAACGGUUGCUACAAAAAGUAGAUAUCCACUGUUAAAAAAAAAAUCCAUCUCAAAGUUUUAUACCUUAUACAACAAUUAAUACAAAUGGAGUAGGGCAGUUCACUCAAGUGGAAAGGAUGUCAUGAGCUAUUGGCCUGAAACAAAUGGUAUGUUACAUAGCAUUCCGCUAUCAUUGAAUAUAAAUAUAUGGUGUUACCAUCAGAAAGGCCCCAUCUAGGGUUAAGGAGUACUUCCUUUGGGAAUUAUUGCUUUCCAUUAGACCCCCUCACUUCCUCAGAAUUAUAAUCCGUUUCAUAAGGCCUCAGUUUCCUCUUACAGUUUCUAGAACAGAGCAUUAUUUUGUCAUGCACACUCAAUGGUGCAAGUCAAUGGUCUGGUGUUCUGAGUGGCAUAGCAUUCUGCCCAUCUCUGAUUCGUCACCCAUGAUAGACCAGUAAAAGUGACCACUUAGAUUCCUAGCUGUCCAAAAUGUUUUAAGUUUCUCAGCAUACUAGAGCUUCCUCUCUUUCAGAAGCCAUGAAUUUCCCGAUGCCGACCUUCAUUAUAUGUGGGUUACUAAUUUCAGCGACCAAAGCUGGCUGGAAAAUAAAAAAAUGCUGGAAGAAUGAUAUAGGACACUGCAGAAAACGAUGUUUACAUACUGAAAGGUACAAACUUCUUUGUAUGAACAAGCUAAAUUGUUGCAUUCCCACAAACUUCGAGGAAUACACUAGAAAGCCACUACCUCCCCUAUUCCCUACAGAUAUGAGCAAUGUUACUUGGGAUGUGCCUCCUUCCCCUGUAACUUGGCCCGAUGAUCAGGUAACAUAUAUCCCAGAUGUUAGCACAGGAACUGAGAUCACAACUCCCAGGAAGAGAGUUUCUACAACGGCUUUGACACGUGCUACUAAAGUUUCUACACCAACUUUGACACAAGCUCCUAAAGUUUCUACACCAACUUUGACACAAGCUCCCAAAGUUCCUACACCAACUUUGACACAAGCUCCCAAAGUUUCUACAACAGCUUUGACACAAGCUCCUAAAGUUCCUCCAUCAACUUUGACACAAGCUCCCAAAGUUUCUACACCAGCUUUGACACAAGCUCCCAAAGUUUCUACAACAGCUUUGACACAAGCUCCCAAAGUUACUACAACAGCUUUGACACAAACUCCCAAAGUUUCUACACCAGCUUUGACACAAACUCCCAAAGUUUCUACACCGGCUUUGACAACACAACCUACAGGAACUGCUGCUUCAACUAACUAA